Bursaphelenchus okinawaensis is the source of this 1486-nucleotide messenger RNA. The record is from the annotation of a GenBank genome assembly. NCBI's taxonomy places the organism in Eukaryota, Metazoa, Nematoda, Chromadorea, Rhabditida, Aphelenchoididae.
AUGGUUGCCAAGAAAACCCAGAAUCAGAAGUCAACUUCCAUCGUCAGAAGCGCGGAAUCUUGGACUUCAUCAGCUUCGUCUGGUGGAAAGACCAAGAGAAAAGAAGUGGCCAAGAAGACGCAAAAUCAACAGAAGUCUUUGUUGAAGUCUCCGGAGAUUGUCAAAUUCAAAGACGGAUAUAAGGCUGGAGGCAAGAAGAAGAUCGUGUUGAAGACAAAGGAAGUGUCCAAACGUAAGUUCGUUGAUGAGCAUGAAUAAAAUAAAGGAAAGGAAGAUAGAAUAAGGUAUUUCUAUUUGAUUUAGCGCUAAUAUCUGAUGUUCGGAAGGUUUGAUGCAAUUUUUCAAUAUUAUUUAUUGGGUUGCUGAUUUUUAGGUAAUACUCUUCCUUUUAGGCUUGAUAAGGAUUUAAAGUUUAUGAAAUUAAAAGUAAAAAAUACAGAUGAAGGUUAUACAAUGCAAGAAAGUCGUAUUUUUAUAUUUGUUUGUGUUUCCAAAGAGUUAUUUGAUAUUAUUUAUGGUCAUCUUGUGAUUUAGGUAAUAUUGUCUCUCUCUUGCGUGUUAGAUGUUGAAUGUUUAUGAAUUUACAACUUGAAUAUGUAUUAAAAGAACUUGUGAAAGUUUUAAAUUAGUGUGUUUUUAUUUACUUUAGUUUUCGAUAUUAACUUUGAUUUAUUUGUUGUAGGUAACUUUUAUUUUGAACUUUAGGUAAUAAAACUAGGUUUUUUGUUUGAAAUGUAGUUUCUAAUGUUAAGAAAAGCCUGCUUUAUCUUUUAGUUGUUAUUUUGUAGGCAUUUGAGGUAAUUUUGUAAACUUAUUGCUGAAGAACUAUUUUGUAAAUCAAUAGAUGGAUAUAGACGAAAAUGGUUGUAUUUUACUAAAUUUGUUAUAUUUUUGUAAAAUUUUGGUUUUUUAUUAAAGAAGAAUGUCUUUUGAAUGUUUUUUAGCAACAUUUUUGAUAAUUAUAUCUGUUUUCAGGUGGCACAAACGUUUUGAAGGAGAUCAGACGUCUUCAAUCUUCAGUGCACAAUGUGAUUCCACGAGCACCGUUUAUGAGGCUAGUUCAGUCUGUUACCAGAGAUUUAGGGAAAUUCGAUUUCAAAUUUAGAGUUGAAUCUAUUUUUGCUCUACAAGUAAGGUUAAUUUGAGUUUUUGGUUUUUAAUUUAUAGGUAUUGGCUUUAUUGAGCGCUCUAACUGCUUUUUGCUGUAACUUUUUGUACAGAAUAGCUAGAGACUUGAAAGUUUCUGUGAUUUUGCUUUAUCUUAAUUACCAACCAUGAUACAAAAGAAACUUUUGAAGUUUUACAAAAUAUUGUAGAUACAUCAGUUUUAAAUUACGGUAGAAUAUUGUUAUAGGAAGCGACAGAAAUGUUCCUUUGUGAGUUGAUGGAAGAUUCGAAUAUGUUGGCAUUUCACGCGAAGAGAGUAACUAUGAUGAGAAAAGAUCUUCUGAUGGCGUUGAGAAUUCGUGGAGCUGGCAAUAGGUAA